AUGUCCGGAGACAAAAACGAUUUUGAACAAAUUUUUACUUUCCGUCCGAAUCCCUCCAGGAAGUUUUCGUUUCUGGAAGAUAAGGAGACAGUUACUCUGUUGAUGAAAUGGUCCAUGCAUGGGAGGCUCUCGUCACAAACGUUCAUCUUUGACCAGAAAUUUCACCUUUACGAUUGCGAUAGGUUUGCGCUGUGCUUCUUCACAGACAGCAGUGUUUUAUCCAGUUUGAAGACAACGAUUGCCUGGGAAUCUCUCAGCAAACCAGUUACGUCAGUCAAUGUGGAGAUAGUACCUUGCACUAGGGUCUCCAUGGACUUAUUUGACCCCAUCUACACUUGUGGCAUUGUGGCGCCCUCAGGCCACAUCGCCAGAUGCUUCCACGAUUACUACCCGGACUAUGACAAACUCAGAGAGAUGCUACAGGAUGAGGACUCUGAGAACUAUCACGUACUGGGGAGCGCUGAGCGAGGGGAGUUCCUGUUCCGUCUAUUCAAGCACCUCUGCUUCGGAGGGACGUUGAAUCAGUAUGAAGAGACCGUCGAACCUUACAUAAGCGUCACCAAGAAAAUGUACAAAGAGCUCAUCAGUGUUCAAAAGGAUCCAGAAAACAAAAAGAUUGGUGUUGUCUCCACAGUGCUCAAAGUCCAUGUUUAUGAUGAGUCAGGCCAGUGCCACCCGGGGGAACGGGAAAACGAGCAGAUGUUUUCUUACCUCAUCGUGGACCCCUUCAAACGCCUCGUGACACUACUCUCCCACUCUCACGGUGUUGGAACCAUGUCCCUUUGA
This is a messenger RNA of Nerophis lumbriciformis (worm pipefish), 786 nucleotides long. The record is from RefSeq and is a predicted model, not a curated record. NCBI's taxonomy places the organism in Eukaryota, Metazoa, Chordata, Actinopteri, Syngnathiformes, Syngnathidae.